GGGUGGUUUGUUUGGUGCUAUUCACGAGCAAGCUUCGUUCAUGAAGAAGAUGGCCGAUCUCGCAUGCCAGAACCGAGUCCUGCCAUUGAGUUCAUAGAACGAUAUGUUAUUCACAAUGCGACCCACUACCUCCUACGACCUCAGUCCUUGAGCUUGUGUGAUAGCUAUCACGUUCCCUAUUUGCACUGUGAAUGCCCGCUCCAAGAAGAUACAAUUGGUACAUAUGGCCUGGUGUCUUCCCUCUUCCUCCGAAACCACCAAUUCCUUCUACUCCCUCCCCAGUCCGACCUAAGUCACUCCCAUCAAGUGGACACUGAGAGCCACGGGAGAGGGAACCCCAAUACUCUUCCUCCGUUUCUGUCUUGCAUGGCGAUUUUGAGGGGCGAGAUGGUAUUGAAAACAUGAGUUCUUUUUCCAGCCUUGAGUCUUCAUUAUCAGGAUUUGGAGAAGUUUCAGCUUGUGGUGUCACCGUCGGCAAGGGGGAUGGGACUGGGAUAUUCCACUUAAAAGGCUCUAGUCAUUCACCUCGCAUGUGGCCCUAGUGUUGGCCUCUACUUUUCCGAUGCCCAAGGAGGUGACCUUCUCCCUGAGGGCUGACGUUCAUUGCCCA
This is a messenger RNA of Suillus subaureus, 610 nucleotides long. RefSeq lists its product as uncharacterized. Bases 64 to 405 code for a protein of 113 amino acids. Lineage: Eukaryota; Fungi; Basidiomycota; Agaricomycetes; Boletales; Suillaceae. The record is from RefSeq and is a predicted model, not a curated record. The transcript has 4 exons.